Molecule: messenger RNA, 1437 nt
Organism: Tachyglossus aculeatus (Australian echidna)
Lineage: Eukaryota; Metazoa; Chordata; Mammalia; Monotremata; Tachyglossidae
Product: alpha-N-acetylgalactosaminide alpha-2,6-sialyltransferase 2-like
Exons: 9
Coding region: 4-1272 (422 amino acids)
Molecular function (GO): sialyltransferase activity
Source: RefSeq, a predicted model, not a curated record
AGGAUGCCCCGGCUCUCGUUCCCCUGGCGCUUCUGCCUGGGGAUGCUGGUCAUCCUGGGAGGGCUCUGGCUGCUCCUAGCCCACCAGUGGUCUCAUCGCCUCAACCCUGCGUACCGCUUCCUCUACAGGAAAAUGGAAAUAUACCAGCCCCCGGCCUGGAAGACGAUCCCACCUCCUCGGACACAGCUUCCCUCCCGGGAGACGAUUCCGCCUCCACGGACCCCGGCAGGUGGCAGAGCCCGGGAGUCCCAGAAGCCUCAGCGAUCCCAGCAGGCUGCCCUGUCCGGAGACGAAUAUUCCCAGGAAGACAGUGACUCGGGCUGCCCCCGACCCCAGUGGGCCCGGCUCAAUGGGACGGGCCUGGAGGGAUCCAUCCUGGGCUCUGUGCCCGUCCUACAGUGGAGCAGACACGCCAGCCCCGGGCAGUACGAGCGUUUGCGGCAUUACCACGGCAGCUACGGAUGGGGGGAGAUCGACCGUGACGUGGUCCUGGAGUCCCUGAGCCUCCUCAACUCGUCGGCCAACGGCUGCCUGCUGGACGAUCGCGCCGGGCGGCCCCGGGCCCGCUGCGCCGUCGUGGGCAACGGGGGCAUCCUGUGCGGGGCCCGGGUGGGCGCCCAGAUCGACGGGCACCACUACGUGUUCAGGACCAAUGGAGCCAUCACCAAGGGUUUUGAGCAGGACGUGGGCAACAGAACAUCUUUCUUCAUCUUCUCCACCAACACCCUGAUGAAUUCCCUCUACAGUUACCGCCGGCACAGCUUCCUGUCACCCCCGCAGUCUCCGGAGACCCGCUACGUCUUUCUCCCCGAACAUGACCGGGAUUACCUGCUGCUGCAGGCGGCCAUCAAGCGCCGCCCCGUCGACCGCGGCAAGGACCGCCUGGCCCGGCCGGAGAGGUUUUUCGGGCCCGACCUGAAGCCAGAGAAGUUUAAGAUGCUGCACCCGGAUUUCAUGCGGUACCUCAAGAACAGGCUCUUGCCGUCCAAACACGCGGGCUUGAGGAUCUACCGGCAGUCCACUGGGGCCACCAUGCUGCUGGCCGCGCUGCACACCUGCGACGAGGUGAGCGCCUAUGGCUUCAUCACCCCCAACUACGCCCGAUUCUCCGACCACUAUUUCGACGGGACGCCCCAGAGGGUGGUUUUCUACUCCAACCACGACCUCCGGCUGGAGAUGGAGCUGUGGCAGAGGCUGCACCAGGCCGGCCUCAUUCGCCUGCUCAUGAGGGAGCCCGAGAUCCUCCCGUCGGGCCCUGCGGCCGCGGGGUAGCCACCGGUAGCCACCGUCCGACGCCCCUUGGGCCGCCCCCCGCUCAGGGGAGGAGACGGGGGCCACGGCAGGACCGGUUCCCGACGUUCCCGAGGCCCAGUUGGGGCCUCCCGUCCGGCAGGGCCGGGCGACUCCGAACGAAGCAGCGGGGAGAGGCAGGGGAAU